AUGCCGAGCAAUUACCGAAUCUCGCUGGACGAUCUGACGCCGAACAACCUUGGAGUUUUGCAGCGGAUUAACAGCGUCGUGCUUCCCACAUCCUACUCGGACAAAUGGUACAAGGAGAGUCUGACUGUUGGUGAAUUAGCAAAGCUUGCGUUCUUCAAUGAGGUCCCGGUCGGUGCGAUCCGCUGCGCGCUCGAGACCUCGAAAGAGAGCAGUAAGAUCUACAUCAUGACGCUUGCGGUGCUGGCUGCCUACCGCCGCUACGGGAUUGGCAGGAAGCUGGUCGAGCAUAUACUGGAGUACGCAAAGAGCUCGCAGGUGAAAGAGGUCUACUGCCAUGUGUGGGUCGAGAAUGAGGAGGCAAUGGCGUGGUAUGCGCAUCAAGGGUUCGAGAGGGGAGAGUUUUUGAAGGGGUAUUAUCGGAAGAUGGAGCCGGCGGGAGAUGCGUAUAUAUUCCGAAAAGUUAUAGAGUAA
Molecule: messenger RNA, 471 nt
Organism: Myxozyma melibiosi
Lineage: Eukaryota; Fungi; Ascomycota; Lipomycetes; Lipomycetales; Lipomycetaceae
Product: acyl-CoA N-acyltransferase
Exons: 2
Coding region: 1-471 (156 amino acids)
Biological process (GO): mitotic sister chromatid cohesion
Cellular component (GO): NatA complex
Molecular function (GO): N-acetyltransferase activity
Source: RefSeq, a predicted model, not a curated record